AUGGAGAUUGUUGAGAAUGGGAAGCAGAAUAUCAAGCGAGAGCAAGCAGUUGCCGUCGACGCUGCUGUAGAUGAUCAGUCCUCUCUUUGUCGUCGCAUGUACGACUUAGACAUAACUGGCCAUGGAAAGAGACAUCGAGUUGACGAUGAUGACGACGAGGAGUACUUCAGAAAUCUGCCACCUGGGUAUGGGUUCUAUCUCGACGACGAUGUGCUAAUUGAGGUGUACUUGAAGCCCAAGCUGUUUAACCGGCCCCUCCCAAAAGACCUGAUAAUUAACGACAUUGACAUAUAUCUCCACAGCCCUGAAAUUCUUGCAGAAACGUACAAACAUUGUGGAGUUGAAGAUGAAGAUGAUGAAGAUCAAAUUAAGGAAUGGUACUAUUUUACUCCAAGAUAUCGAAAGUACCCAAGAGGAAGUCUUCGUCCAAGGCGAUCAGCGGGUGAUGGAUACUGGAAGGCAACUGGAGCUGAGAGGCAAAUUAAAGAUAAGGUAAACACCAUUAUUGGGUUUUCUAAAACACUGGUUUUCUACAAAGGAGAACCUCCAAAGGGUCAGAAGACCAAUUGGAUUAUGCGUGAAUAUAGGCUCAAUAAUCCUCCUCCUCUCAGGCCAACCAAAGACAUCAUGAGACUAGACGACUGUGUUCUAUGCAGGAUCUAUAAGAAGAAAGUAUAUUUAAAUAAACCAAAAUCCAAAAGGACCAAAGCCAAUAUUGAAGCUAAAGAUCGUAAGAGAGUGAGAGUGAUCAAGGCAGCUAAAUCCACCCCAUCUUUGUCGAAUGGUGCACCGCAGCAGUCCAAAUUGAUUGAUCCACCUCCGUCGUAUUAUCGAACUUAUCAUGUAGGUGAAUCCUCCGCAUCUUUGCCACCUUGCAACUCAAUUGAUGCUCCACUGUUGGAUCAAUCCUCCACAUCUUUGCCACCUUUCAACUCGAUUGAUGCUCCACGACAAUCCCAAUUGAUUUAUCAAUCAUCCACGUCUUUGCCACCUUGCAACUCAAAUGGUGUCCGAACCCCGAAACUUCCACUCUUCUCUAAAUAUGAAUUAGAAGUUGUAAUUGAUGAAAUGAAAAUUUAG
This is a messenger RNA of Corylus avellana, 1080 nucleotides long. NCBI's taxonomy places the organism in Eukaryota, Viridiplantae, Streptophyta, Magnoliopsida, Fagales, Betulaceae. The record is from RefSeq and is a predicted model, not a curated record.